CAACUUUAAAAUAAAAUAUCAACAUAGAAAACGUCGUCUCAACAUUUAGUUCUCACAUAAACUUGCAAGCUUUUUUACAUGACUCGAAUAGCGUUCAAAGGCGGAAAUUAAUGGCGGCCGGAUUUAAAAAGCGAAUCUGUCAUAUUCGCGUCAGCUGUCAAAACAAGUCGCGAGGUGCGGUUGAUGGCUGAUGGCGUUGGCGUAACGAGAGCACACCACACCGAGGCGGCACGGCUGAAACAAGGCAUGAGUAACGCGUGACAGUGGAGUUUCUCUCGCGGGCGAGGCUCGCGGCGGCAUCACACGCAUCAGGAUCCUGUACCAUGCGAGGAGCGGAGUGCACCAACGGAUAUGGCGGCGCGUCACCUGAACACGCGUCAGCCAGCGAUAGCGAAGGCGAGGAAGCGAGCGCCGGCUCCGGCGGCGAAGGAACCGUAGAACUACUCGCCGAGGACUUGGAACUACCGGCGCGCGCCCUCGCCUCGCUCAACGCGCUACGCAAGUCACGACAGCACUUCGACGUCCUACUCGUUGCUGGGGGCGAAGAAACGCCCGCACACAAGGCAGUACUUGCUGCGGCGUCACCGUACCUUCUAGAAACUUUAGCUGAACCGCUGCAUCGUGUAGCGGAGGUUGACGCGGCGUCGUUACGUGCGUUAGUCGAAUGGGCGUACACAGGGCGAUUAGUCGCAUCUGCUGGCGCUCCAGCGCGGAAACUAUACGAAGCUGCAUGGCGUCUGAGAGUAGAAGGAGCAAGAUUGGCGUUAGCGGAGAGGCUUGUGCGGCGAGCGACGCCGCAGGAUGCGCUAGACUUGAGAGCAUUGCCGGAUUUACCGCCGCAGCACAGGCAUCAUCUUGACACGUUUAUUGCUGCACAUUUCGACGAGAUCUGCGCCUCCGGCGCGCUAGCGGCCCUCCCAUCAGUAACCGCGGAGCUUCUCCGCGAGUCGUCAGCCGAAGACGGCGGCGAGGCCCCGCGCGCCGUCGCCGACGCGGCGCUCGUGUGGCUGAGGGAACGACCGCUAGAUGAGGAGUUAUACUCCAGGACACAUCUAUUGUUCGUGGAUGGAGGGGGAGAGUUGAGGGAUUGUGGGGAGCUGCCGGCCGCGAGGACUGAUGGGCCUGAGCUGCAGGAAUAUCGGCGUGAGGCCGUGGAGCGGCGCCGCCGCUCGCCGGGCUCGGGCGCGCCGCCGCCGCGGCCGCUGGCGGGCGGCGAGCUGGGCGGGCGCGAGCGCGCGCGCGGCGCGGGCGGCGACUGCGCCGUGCUGGCGGCGCGCGCGCUGGGCCCGCGCGCCACGCAGGCGCUGCUGGCCGUGCGCGGCCGCCUGCUGGCCGCGCGCGUGGCCUGGCGCCCGGCCGGCGGGCCCGUCGCGCGCGGCGGCAAGCUCGGACAUACGCAGGACGCCCCGCCGGAGCCCGACGGCGAGCGGCGAGCGGAGCUGGCGGGCGGGCGCUGCGCGCACGGCGCCGCCGCGCUCGCCCAGCGACUGAUAGUUUGUGGCGGUUACGACCGCGCGCGCGUGCUGCGCAACUGCGAGGCGUACUGCCCGGCCAGCAACGCGUGGGCGCCGCUGGCCGCCAUGCGCGGCGCGCGCGCGCGCUUCCCGGCCGCCGCGCUGGCCGGCCGCCUGUACGCGCUGGGCGGCUCCGACGGACACAACGAGCUGGACUCCGUCGACGCCUUUGAAGAGGGCGGCGAGUCCGGGCUCGGCAAGUGGGUGCCGUGCGCGCGGCUGCCGGGCGCGCGCUCGCACGCGGCCGCCGCCGCCGACCGCGCGCGCGACAAGCUCUACGUCGUGGGCGGCUGGGCCGGCGGCCGCAGCCUCAAGGCCGUGCACAGAUACGACCCCGCGUCGGACUCGUGGUCGGACGCGCGGCCGCUGACGACGGGCCGCUCGCAGUGCUGCGCCGUGCCGUGGCGCGGCUCGCUGUGGGCGCUCGGCGGCUGCGACGCCUGGCGCUGUCUCGCUUCCACGGAGCUGCUGUCGCUGGAGGACCCCGAGGCCGGCUGGACCCCCGGGCCGCCGCUGCCGUCGGCGCGGCGCUCGAUGGGCGGCUGCGCGUGGCGCGGGCGGCUGGUGCUGGCGGGCGGCUCCGACGGCGCGGCCUCGCUGCGGCGCGUGGACUGGCUGCUGCCGGCCGCCGAGCCUGCAGGAGGCACGUGGCAAGCGGGCCCGCCGCUGCGGCGCGCGCGCGCCGGGCUGGGGCUGGCCGAGCUGGGCGGCGCGCUGUACGCGGCCGGCGGCUUCUCCGGCCGGGAGUUCCUGGCCUGCGUGGAGUGGCUGCCCGCGCCCGACGCCGACUGGACCAUGCUGGCCGACCCGCCCGCGGUAUGUACUGGCCGAGCUGGGCGGCGCGCUGUACGCGGCCGGCGGCUUCUCCGGCCGGGAGUUCCUGGCCUGCGUGGAGUGGCUGCCCGCGCCCGACGCCGACUGGACCAUGCUGGCCGACCCGCCCGCGGUAUGUACUGGCCGAGCUGGGCGGCGCGCUGUACGCGGCCGGCGGCUUCUCCGGCCGGGAGUUCCUGGCCUGCGUGGAGUGGCUGCCCGCGCCCGACGCCGACUGGACCAUGCUGGCCGACCCGCCCGCGGUAUGUACUGGCCGAGCUGGGCGGCGCGCUGUACGCGGCCGGCGGCUUCUCCGGCCGGGAGUUCCUGGCCUGCGUGGAGUGGCUGCCCGCGCCCGACGCCGACUGGACCAUGCUGGCCGACCCGCCCGCGGUAUGUACUGGCCGAGCUGGGCGGCGCGCUGUACGCGGCCGGCGGCUUCUCCGGCCGGGAGUUCCUGGCCUGCGUGGAGUGGCUGCCCGCGCCCGACGCCGACUGGACCAUGCUGGCCGACCCGCCCGCGGUAUGUACUGGCCGAGCUGGGCGGCGCGCUGUACGCGGCCGGCGGCUUCUCCGGCCGGGAGUUCCUGGCCUGCGUGGAGUGGCUGCCCGCGCCCGACGCCGACUGGACCAUGCUGGCCGACCCGCCCGCGGUAUGUACUGGCCGAGCUGGGCGGCGCGCUGUACGCGGCCGGCGGCUUCUCCGGCCGGGAGUUCCUGGCCUGCGUGGAGUGGCUGCCCGCGCCCGACGCCGACUGGACCAUGCUGGCCGACCCGCCCGCGGUAUGUACUGGCCGAGCUGGGCGGCGCGCUGUACGCGGCCGGCGGCUUCUCCGGCCGGGAGUUCCUGGCCUGCGUGGAGUGGCUGCCCGCGCCCGACGCCGACUGGACCAUGCUGGCCGACCCGCCCGCGGUAUGUACUGGCCGAGCUGGGCGGCGCGCUGUACGCGGCCGGCGGCUUCUCCGGCCGGGAGUUCCUGGCCUGCGUGGAGUGGCUGCCCGCGCCCGACGCCGACUGGACCAUGCUGGCCGACCCGCCCGCGGUAUGUACUGGCCGAGCUGGGCGGCGCGCUGUACGCGGCCGGCGGCUUCUCCGGCCGGGAGUUCCUGGCCUGCGUGGAGUGGCUGCCCGCGCCCGACGCCGACUGGACCAUGCUGGCCGACCCGCCCGCGGUAUGUACUGGCCGAGCUGGGCGGCGCGCUGUACGCGGCCGGCGGCUUCUCCGGCCGGGAGUUCCUGGCCUGCGUGGAGUGGCUGCCCGCGCCCGACGCCGACUGGACCAUGCUGGCCGACCCGCCCGCGGUAUGUACUGGCCGAGCUGGGCGGCGCGCUGUACGCGGCCGGCGGCUUCUCCGGCCGGGAGUUCCUGGCCUGCGUGGAGUGGCUGCCCGCGCCCGACGCCGACUGGACCAUGCUGGCCGACCCGCCCGCGGUAUGUACUGGCCGAGCUGGGCGGCGCGCUGUACGCGGCCGGCGGCUUCUCCGGCCGGGAGUUCCUGGCCUGCGUGGAGUGGCUGCCCGCGCCCGACGCCGACUGGACCAUGCUGGCCGACCCGCCCGCGGUAUGUACUGGCCGAGCUGGGCGGCGCGCUGUACGCGGCCGGCGGCUUCUCCGGCCGGGAGUUCCUGGCCUGCGUGGAGUGGCUGCCCGCGCCCGACGCCGACUGGACCAUGCUGGCCGACCCGCCCGCGGUAUGUACUGGCCGAGCUGGGCGGCGCGCUGUACGCGGCCGGCGGCUUCUCCGGCCGGGAGUUCCUGGCCUGCGUGGAGUGGCUGCCCGCGCCCGACGCCGACUGGACCAUGCUGGCCGACCCGCCCGCGGUAUGUACUGGCCGAGCUGGGCGGCGCGCUGUACGCGGCCGGCGGCUUCUCCGGCCGGGAGUUCCUGGCCUGCGUGGAGUGGCUGCCCGCGCCCGACGCCGACUGGACCAUGCUGGCCGACCCGCCCGCGGUAUGUACUGGCCGAGCUGGGCGGCGCGCUGUACGCGGCCGGCGGCUUCUCCGGCCGGGAGUUCCUGGCCUGCGUGGAGUGGCUGCCCGCGCCCGACGCCGACUGGACCAUGCUGGCCGACCCGCCCGCGGUAUGUACUGGCCGAGCUGGGCGGCGCGCUGUACGCGGCCGGCGGCUUCUCCGGCCGGGAGUUCCUGGCCUGCGUGGAGUGGCUGCCCGCGCCCGACGCCGACUGGACCAUGCUGGCCGACCCGCCCGCGGUGGCGCGCACGCUGAGCGAGCCGAACCCGCCCAGCGAGUCGCCGCCGCCCGUGUGCCGCGCUCUCAGCGAGCAGCACCCGCCGGGCGGGGCCGACCGGCCCGAAGAAAACGGACAGAACGAAGCGAGCGCGCAUAACUAGCCAUCGUGCCGUCCUUCUCACUGCAGUAACGAGUGACGGAGACGACGCAAAAACACGCUUCCGCAUCAAGCAAUGAGUAUUAUUAGGAUCCUCUCUAUAUCAUAGACAAUUGAGUUAUUGUAUGAUACGAAGAUUUUGGAUAUGGUUUUGACAGUACAACUAAAGUCGUCAUAUUUUUUUAAAAUAUUAAUAAUAUUACGCGAAACUGCGUAGAGGGCGCUACUAGCACAAAUGCGCUCUUACGUAUUCGAGAGAUAGAGAGGCAGAUACCGAUAUUUUGAUUUUCUCAUUUCGCGGUAGACUCUCUCUAAACAUACAAACAAACCGCCUUGAUGCAUCAGUCAUAGUGAAAACUUGUCAAAAAACUAUUUAAGGCAUAUGCCGACAUACUUUUAUGUAUAAGUUAAUAUGGUUUACAAUAUGUGCUAGUGCUGCACCCUGACGGCAAACCAUUUUUUUUUUUCAAAGGCACAUAUAAUCAAUUUUAAAGUUACUCGCCAAACUGCUUAUGCGGUAUGUUGGCGAGACAGCGCUCAUUUUUUACAUUUCUGUGCACCUAAAAAGGUACCGUACUUAACCCCUUACCGCAUAUGCAACCUAUAUAAUAUGGCUGAUAUAAUCUUCUACUCUAUUGACAGCUAUUUAAGUUCAAAUUUAAAACUAUAUUUUUUUAUGACACGUUAAGGGAUUAAGUUGCUAUCAUUCUAUGCUUACCCUAAAUUAUACAAGUACAUAAUUUUAUCAGUAAUAUUCAUUGCAGUAAUCUGGAAAUCCAUUUUUACAAGCUUUUAUUUAACUUGCAUUGUAUGUAUGUACGGGUCAAAUCUUACAAGACAAAUUUGAUCCACUUUCCGAUUUCCGAUGAAGCUGAAAAUUUUCAUGCAUAUGUAUGUCGGGUGACAAUACAAUAUUAUGGUGCCAUCGAGCUGAUCUGAUGAUGGAGACAGGAGGUGGCUAUAGGAACUCUGUGAUAAAACAACGCAACCUAAUUGUGUUUUGCGUUUUUAGAAUUGGCUCGAUGAGUAUUAGUUGCCUGUUAAGAAAAGUACAGUCAGCGAUAAAAGCUUGUAACAAAAAUGACUUUUUUGUCAAAAACGUAUAUUUAUUUAUAUAAAACAUUCUUACGCAAAUUGACUAAGCUCCACGGUAAGCUCAAGAAGGCUUGUGUUGUGGGUACUCAGACAACGAUAUAGGUAUAUAAUACCUACAUAAAUAUUUAAAUACAUAGAAAACAUUAACUGUUAAUACAAUCAAACAUCUAAUACAAGACACAAAAUCUAAUUCGAUUUGGUUAAAGUCUUUGAGAGUUCAGUAAAAGCAUAAAAUUCGGUACCAUCUAGUUCAGGUUUAAAAGUAACCGCCACGAAAAAGAUUCUGUCUAUGGUAACUCAGUUGUCUGUACUCACUUAAAGUAUCGUUAUUUUCGCAUAGUUUUUAAAAUUACCUACUCUGUUCCACAGACAACUUUUCUAAUAGACAUGAAUUCGUCCUAACUCCGGCAAUUGUCAUACAGCUACAGAUAGAUAUACACAGCUAAAUAAUAUGGCAGUGCCAUCUAUACUCUGUAUCUUUAGGUAUUUAAAUAAAAGUAAACAAACAAUUUGUAAAUUUUCGGGUACUUAUAACAUUUAUUGGUUAACCAACCAAAUACAAGACCGCCUGGAUCUAUCACUGAACGAGCUGACUUUAACCUACAUUAUUUGAUCAUUUAAUGUUUUCAUCUACCCUCAACUGGCUUAAGGAGCCUUUUGAGGGUAGAUUUUGUUUACUUUUAUUUAAAUACCUAAAGAAACAGAGAUAGUGAAAAUAUUCUAAUGAUGGUUCAAACCUUACUCGACCUUCCAUGUCUAAUAUAUCAGUUGUUCAAUAACACAUGUUAUAUUUUCUGGAAUAUUUGAGACUGGGAAUUAUGCGAAAAGAUGAUAUUAUGUGAAACGAGGGGCACCCGUAUUAUUAAUGUUUUAGAAUAAUUUAUUGUGAUCGCGACUUAGUGAAAUUGACCUCUACCUCAAAAUUAUUCGCGAGACGAAGCCUUUAUAAGCGAUUCCCAAAAAAAGUGUACAUAUGAAGAAUUUCAUUUUCUGUGAUUUUUCUUCUCAUGAUAGUUAGCACUAUUGAUUUUAAUGAAAUAUAAGAAUCCAUUCCAGAUUGACACGUUUUUAUAUGCAUUUUAGCCGAUAUUUUACAUACACAAUCUGGUACUAAUAGGAAGAAAGUGGAGUAAGAAAAAUCUCCAAAUUAGCUAAAAAUAUACACUUUUUUUCGGAAAAUGCCCUCACGCGUUUUAAAUUCGUUAGAAAUUAGUGUGCGCGUAGCUAUGUAUUACCUACGUAUAUUAUACACGCGUUAGACGCCAUGUAAAUCCGGUCUUAUGUACACAUGGCUUUGCUAUGUAUUUUUUUUAAUGUACCGGUUUUCACUGUUGUAUUUGUCGCAUCAGACUGCGUGCUAGAGCCUCUUGGUGUUGUACACGUUUUUAGUACUAUUUUAAACGUCGUAUCAUAGAUUACAUUCGUUUUAAAAGACCAAUGAAUUAUAUUUAUUUUAAUUGCAUAUUAUAGGGAUGUUUUCACAAAAUGUAUUGUAUAUGGAAUUAUCGAAUGUCAUCUUUUUAAUUGUCACUAGGGGCCUAUCGUAUAAAACAUGAGUAAGAUUAUGUGUUGAUGCAUAUCUAAAUUAUCCUAUGAUAAAAAAGUGUAGUGCAAUAAACUUGGGACACUUUGUCUGUCAAUAAUUUAUUCAGCGCUGUCUGUACACUGAUUUGAAAUAUUUAAAAGAUGAAUAUAUUGUAUAUUCAUCGACACAGGGCGUAAGAUCGCUCGGAGAUAUUGUAUUUUAGUAACUUGCACAGUAUGGGCAGGUCCAUGCAUUUAUAUAGCGAGUAACGUAAAGGUGAAUUGAAUGAUUCACGGUGAGUUUCACUAGACUUAAAUCGACCAGGAUAUGAACCGUGAUUACCUUUUAUAUUGUUCUUAUAGGGAGCGUGCAUGAACUGUAGGAGGCAGCACAGGAGCCGUCAGAUUUUUGGCGCGAGGCGUAAAUGUGAUGUUUAUUGUUCCGAUGUAGCCCACAAGAUGGCAGAACCUACUAUACACAAGAAAACACUUGACGUGUAAAUGUGCCUGUGUAUGGUUCCGAUUCAGACCACAAGAUGGCAGACCCUCCAACGCGCACGGUCCCUAUUGAGGUCCCAAUAUUUCGACGCAGCUACAUGCAUCUUGUUCGGGGGAUCGGGAGCUCAGUUAGAACAAUAUAAAAGGUAAUCACGGUUUAUAUCAACGAUUUAAGUCUAACGUAAAGGUGCGUCCAGAUCUGGUAGAAGUUCGCGAAUCAUUCGCGCUCUGCACGCGCUAUACCUCGAACUACAUAAACACUUCUGGUUUGUAAGAUCUGGACGGAUCCGUCAAGGUACCUUGUGGCUACUAGUUAGCACUCUAUGUUAGUAAUGUGGAAUAGUGUUUAUAUGAUAAAGCAGAGUUGAUUGUAGAAGAUAUGUAAGGAGAUAUCUAGUACAGACGCGAUCAAACAUACCGGAGCGUAUAAGAUGCUCACAAGUAUAUAGUACACGCCUCUAUCGUCAAGGCGUUAAUGCAUCAGAUAUUUUUGAGCCCCUCGGCCGCUCCGAUAUAUCUAAUGGCACUGUACAAUCAAUUAAUCUUUAAUAGAGGUAUAGCAUGCGUCAAAAGACACUAAUUAAGUUAAUUUCCAGUUUAUUGUAUAUUAUAAGAGGCGGGUGGUGGGAUGGAGCUCCACGGAGCGGCAUUUUGUUUCUGUUUAACUGAAUAAACUGCAUUUAACAGCAUUACUAAA
Cydia pomonella (codling moth) is the source of this 8491-nucleotide messenger RNA. RefSeq lists its product as uncharacterized. Lineage: Eukaryota; Metazoa; Arthropoda; Insecta; Lepidoptera; Tortricidae. The transcript has 13 exons. The record is from RefSeq and is a predicted model, not a curated record. The coding region runs from base 324 to 4556 and encodes 1410 amino acids. Gene Ontology annotation, molecular function: protein binding.